AUGGUGGGAUCAGCUUCCAUCAGUCCCAGCGUAACCAGUCUACUUCUCCGGCAGCAGAACCGCCGGAGAUGGAAGCUGGAUUCGCUGGCACAUAUGUUUGCCCGGUUUCCCAGACUCCGGGAACUUCACUACGAACCCUGGAGGGAAUGGGGCUGGUAUCAGCGCCAUACAGAUGAAGUCUUUGAGAACUUCAAUCAGCAGUACCCGGUUACCAUGCAGCAAUUCCUAGAUGGAGUCGAAAAAGCCGGAUGCGACAGGAUUCGCAACCCUGCGCCAGCUGUUGGCAAGAUGAUCGCGCUCACCAGCCUCAAGCUCGAACAUCUCGCAGCAUCCUUCAUCGCAGAUGCUAGCCACUUCUUCGAGAUCAGCCCCGCUUGGGAGUGGCCGAACCUGGCCUCGCUUGUUCUCACUUCCAAAUUACUCACGCCCGACGAGAACUCGAUCGAGAUUGGAGCUAUGCUUCGGGCGGCGGCGGCAGCGGCUAUGAAGAUGCCCCGACUAGAAACAAUGGAGAUUUGGAACGGACGAAAGGGGCUAGCAGCGCUCUUUAGGUAUCAGGCGUUCCGCAACAUACACGAAGCUGCAAUUGUGUGGCGAGGCACGUGGAAGUUGGCUAUGGAACCAUCCACCAUCCAGGCUUGGGAAGCUGUGAUGUACCAGUAUGAUGGUUGGAGACUCGAUUUGGUCCAGGAACAGCUGGAUGAGGCUGCUAUCAAGUCUCACGGGGAUGCAGUUCACUACUUGAUGCUUUCAGGCCAGGUCAUUCGGCCCAUAUCGUUAUGGCAGAUCCAAAGAGAACAGGAAGCCUUAGAGGGCGUAGACACUGUAUGA
Messenger RNA from Colletotrichum higginsianum IMI 349063, 831 nucleotides. Its product is annotated as Oxoglutarate iron-dependent oxygenase. The record is from RefSeq and is a predicted model, not a curated record. The coding region runs from base 1 to 831 and encodes 276 amino acids. NCBI's taxonomy places the organism in Eukaryota, Fungi, Ascomycota, Sordariomycetes, Glomerellales, Glomerellaceae. The transcript is spliced from 2 exons.